AUGUCCGUCAUAAAGUCCGCAAGCAGCCCAAGGCCGCCCGGCAAGCUCGAGCUGGCGGACGACGCGACGCUCAAGGCGCACGUCACGGCGGCCUUCGAUGAGGUCGACGCCCACAAGAGCGGCAAAGUGAGCCGCGCCGAGCUACGCCCGGCGUUUCUGCGCUUGGCGCGGCUGGCGGGGCUGCCGGAGCUGGGCGGUAGUUCGGAGUUGGACCGCGCGGUGGACGAAGCGUUCGAGACGGGCGAAGGCGACGAGACGGGCGAGCUGGGCAAGGACCACUUUGUCGCCUUGUCGCUGGGGUUGCUCAAUGUCGUCAAGAUCGUCGCGGCGUACGCAGCAGCGCCGCUGCUGUUGCAGGUGUUCACCUGCGGGGCGAUGCGCCACUCGCCACCUAGCGCGGAGCAGCGAGCGGAGGCGGCGCUGGCGGAGGCGGCGUUCAAGCAGAUGGACAAGGGCGGCCGCGGCAAGCUGUCCAAGCGGGACUUGCUGCCCGUGCUCGCCACGCUCGGCAUCCAAGGCUCGCCUCCCCAAGUGGCGGAGGCGACGCUGGCGGCGCUGCUGGAGAAGUACGUGGGGGGAGCGGAGGAGAUGGGGCGGCGGCAGUUCAACGAGCUCUUCGUGCAGCUCGUGACGGGCAUGGCGAAUUUACUCGACUCGGGGGAGCAGCCUGCUUUCGCUCGGGAGGCGUCGAUCGCGCUCAGCGCGUGCAGCCUUAGAAAGGUUGCUCUCACGCGCACACAAUCCCCCCCUCCACCAAUUCUCCGCACUCGCAUGAUGCUUCCCGCAGGGCUCCUCAUCCUCGCGAGCAACGAGCCUCUCCAGAAGAUGGCCAGCGAGACCUUUGCUGACUUGGACGUCAGCAAUGCCGGCCAGCUGUCACGCGCUUACCUCAUGAGCGGGCUGCGGCAGUGGCUCACGGUGUGGCUGACGCCGCAGCAGGUGUGA
Messenger RNA from Closterium sp. NIES-65, 945 nucleotides. The record is from the annotation of a GenBank genome assembly. NCBI's taxonomy places the organism in Eukaryota, Viridiplantae, Streptophyta, Zygnematophyceae, Desmidiales, Closteriaceae.